AUGGGACUGUUGCAUCCAUUCUCACGCCUUCAAAUUGGGCUUCCCCAUCAAACUACCUUCAAAUAUUUUCACCAGCAUCCGAUGGAUCCUGUGGAUUUCGUAUUCAAGGCAGUCUUAUCUGCAUCCCCUUCUCUUACUCCAAACUACGUACUCAUGGUUAUUCACGGAGCUGCCAAACACCUCGGUUUUUGGAGACCCGGCGGAGAGAAUUCUUGGACUGUCAUAGAAACCCGUGAUUUCCUGUACGAGGAUGUUAUUUAUUACAAGGGCCAAUUUUAUGCAUUAAGUAAUCAAGGCUCCAUUUUUGUUUGGGACGUUGGGGGUCCUAAUCCAACGGUGGCGCGAAGAGUUGGAGGAAUAAAAAGUGAAUUGCUUUGGUAUAUGCAGCCCUACCUGGUUGAAUCGGGUGCAGAAUUAUUGGUGGUUGCGCGAUAUGUAAUACAUCCAGGUGACGACACAGACCCAACUUAUGAGACCACUUCCUUUAAAGUGUAUGAGGUUGAUUUGAGCAAGGAGGCGAGAUGGAAAGAGAUUAACAAUUUGGGGGGAAGAGCACUCUUCUUGGGUCACAGUGCUUCCAUCUCUGUUGAUGCCUCUAGGUUUUUCCCAGCAAUCAAGCCCAAUUGUAUAUAUUAUACUGACGAUUAUAUGGACAUGUACACAUACCAAGUUGACAACAACCCAGGAGGUGGGAAGGACAUGGGUGUUUACAACUUGGAAGAUGGAGGCAAGGAACCACUCAACUACAAAGGAGAAUCCCUUAGUUAUACUUGUCCUCCAGCUUGGGUCUUGCCUUCUUUCUGA
Messenger RNA from Camellia sinensis, 804 nucleotides. Its product is annotated as putative F-box protein At5g55150. NCBI's taxonomy places the organism in Eukaryota, Viridiplantae, Streptophyta, Magnoliopsida, Ericales, Theaceae. The record is from RefSeq and is a predicted model, not a curated record.